Paramecium octaurelia is the source of this 5336-nucleotide messenger RNA. The record is from the annotation of a GenBank genome assembly. NCBI's taxonomy places the organism in Eukaryota, Ciliophora, Oligohymenophorea, Peniculida, Parameciidae.
AUGAAUGUCCUUCUGGGUACUUUGGAUUUAAUAAAUUGUGUAACCAUUGUGAUAUCACAUGUUUAACAUGCUUUGGUGAAGACGCAAUUAACUGUUUGAGUUGUAACAAUAAUCUAAUAUUGUGGAAGAAUAAAUGCAUUCCAACUUGUUUGGGUAAUACAUAUCAUGAUGUUUUAACCAAUGAAUGCAAGUAUUGUAACAAUGAAUGUCUUGCUUGCAAUGGACCAAAUAGUAAUAAUUGUUUAGUUUGUCCUCAAAAUAAGUUAUUAACUAUGUAAGGUAAUUGUGCAAAUGAAUGUCCUAGUGAUUAAUAUCCAGUUAUCUCUGAAAAUAAAUGCUAUCGCUGUCAUUCAUCCUGUUUAACUUGCUUUGGCGCAUCAAAUUAGAAUUGUUUAACUUGUUCAUAAUAUUUUUAUCUUUUUGAAUGUGUGAGUGAUUGUCCCGAAGGAUUUUCAAUAAGCAAAAAUCAUUUAUCUUGUGAACCAGACUUUGAUAUAGUACUUGAUAGCUGCUCAUACUAAUGUCAAACAUGUUGGUUAGUUCCUCGAUUUUGUAAAUAAUGCGCUGCCAAUCGUGCUCCUAAUGCACCUAAUUGCGAUUGUGAACCAGGUUAUUUUGAUGAUGGUGUAAACCCAGCUUGUGUACAAUGUGAUAAUAAAUGUUCUACUUGCAAGGGUCUGCCAACUAAUUGUAUCAAAUGUAAAGGAGAUAGAUAAUACCCAUCAUGCACAUGUCCAGAUUAUUAUUUUGACGAUGGCUAAUCUGUUAAUUGUAUUAGGUGUUAAGAUAAUUGCUAAAAUUGCGAUAAAGAUGGCUGCACUAUUUGUUUAGCUGAUCGUAUUAACUUACCAGAUUGUAUUUGUAAAGAUGGUUAUUACGAUGCCUAUUCAUAUUUCUGUUAGCAAUGCUCCAAAAGGUGUGCUACUUGCGAAGGAACAUCUAAUUUAUGCAACACUUGCUCAUCUAUAAGAGUUGAGCCCCCUAUUUGUAAAUGUCCUUUGGGAUAUUUUGAGAAUUCAGAUAUUGAGUGUUAAUCAUGUGACCCAACUUGUAUCGAUUGUAACUAAUACGGGUGUCUUUCCUGCUUUGGAAAUAGAAUUGGACCUAUUUUUGGAGAAUGUAAAUGUGAUACUUUAGGAAUAAGUAGAUAUAACAUUGGAUCAGUCUUUUGCACUGAUUGUUAAGUUGGAGUUCCUUACUUUGCUUUGAAUGAGGAAUUUACUGGAUUUACUUUUGAUUUUGGAGGAGCAGUGAUAUAUAUUCCUUAUGAAGCUGCUUCGCUUUGUGAAGCAUUCUUCCAACCUGAAACAUUAAUAAAAUUGGGAACCAAUCCUCGUUGCGAUUUAGAGUUCAAUGUUUAUUUUGGUGAAAAUCCUAAUAUUAAAGUUGGAGACAUUCUAAAAUUAAACAAUUAAUUUUUAUUAAAUGGAUGUUAAAUCAAAUUUAUUUAAAUUAUCCCUAUGCCCUUAUCAAUACCAAUUACGAUUGAUAAAACAACACACAAACCAAAUUUACAAUUCAAGGAUUUGAAAAAUCCCAAUAUUUGUGAAGUAGUCAAAAUAGAGUUUGAUUCCUUAGCCUUUAAUGGAAAAUAAGAUUUCAAUAUAAUAUCUUGGAAUCUCAUCUUACCUCCACCUCCUGUCCCAGACAUUGAAGCCAUUCUUUUAACUCAUACUUAAAAUAAAACGCCAUAUCUAGAAUUCCCACCUAAAGCGUUUUAAAGUGGAAUCACUUACAAAUUCAGUGUAACAGUAGAGAGUUUUGCAUUACUUUAGAAUACUAUAGAUUUUCAAUUUCAAGCGAUUCAAAGAUCUUCUGUCAAUUUAGUAUCUGUUUCAACUUCCAAUUAAUUUAACAGAUUCAAUAAUAUCAUAAUUCCAAAUCGGCUGACUUAUAUUAAUUGUGUUGAGAAAAAUCCCCCUCCUCAAAUAGUAUUUUAUGAAGUUUAUUUUCCCAAUCUAAGGAUGAUAGUAGUCAAGGGUAAUUUGACUGAAAAUCUCACAGAUGGUUAUCAAUAUGAUAUUCCAGUUACUUUUGAACCAUACUUCCUUAAUUUCAAUAAUCCUUUCCUUCUUAUUUACAAUACUGUUUUAAGUAGAGCUGAUUACACAGUGAAUAGCUCAAAUAGAUUUGAAUUUUAUAUUGUCCCAUCAAGUCCUAUUAUCGCUAUAGCGGGAGGCAAUAGAAUGAUUGGAUUCUCUGAUCCUUUAUAUCUAAAUGCCACUAUUACUGACCAUGAUCUAAAUGAACAGGAAGCUAAGGCGAUGGUAUAUGAAUGUUCAUGGACAUGUGUCGAUAUCGUAAAUGGUACAUCUUGUUAGAAUAAAGAUGGCAGACCUUUGGAAUUUAAUACAAGUUGCUUAUAAUAUAUGAAACCAAAAACGUUCAAUCCGUAUACAGUCUCCAAUUUUGAGGUUAGCAUUAUUAAAUAGGACAGUAAAUUUUCUACAACAGUGUCUAUCUAAUUUAUAGAAAUAGAUCUUCCAAGUUUAAUUGUAUAUGGUUCAACUUAGGAUCAAUUGUAUAAUUAUUAUGAUGAACUUAUAUUCACUGUCCAAUACCCUGGAGUGAAUCCAGACUUAUUGAUGUAUGCAGGAGCUGUAAUCUAUGAUUAAUACGUUGUUGAUACGUUUGAAUUUUUUUAUCUACAAUUCAAAUAUAGGGAGUAAGACCACUUCACUGAUUUAGGAUUAGACAAAAAUAACUCAGUAAAACUUAGAAUAUCAGUCUAUGAUCCUCGAUUUAUACUACCAUCAAUCAAUAGUUAAGUAUUAAAUCUGAAUAUCCCUCCUUAAAAUUGCUCAUUAUCAUAUUAAUUUCCUGAAACUUAUGUGGAAUUCUUAGACGAAUUGAAUAUCUCAUUAACUGGUUGUCGAGAUGAUAAUACCCCUCUUUUGUACGGCGUAUAACUCUUUCCUAAUCAAUCCACCUACCAAGAAGAAUUGAUUACGGCUAAAUUCCAUAAUUUUGUUUUGCUCAUCGACUUUUAAUAUUCAAAUCAUUUUAAGUUGAUUUUACCAUACUAUUAUGAGGCCUAGCCCUUACUAGUAUUUAAUAUUAAAGAUAAAAAAUAAGGCAUAGUUAAUUUGACAUUAUCCGUCAAUGUAAGAGAGUUCAAAAGCAUAGAUGAGAGUACAUUCAAAGAAUAUUAUUCUAAACUUAAAAGUUUUGAUGAGUAGUUAAUUGGCUAUGUCCAUAUUACUGAGAGAUUGAAGUAACUCAGAUCAUUCACUUAAUAUAAGGAAACCUUAUACAAUGAAUUACUUUCAAUUGACGUUAAUUAAACACUCUUGGCCAAUCAGACAGAACCAUUAUAUCGAUCUAUUUCCAAUCUUCUAAUUUAGAAUGUAUCAUUAAUGUCUAUAAAUGAAUCACUCUUGCUGGGUCAAAUCAAUUAUAGAGCAUAGAAAGCAUUCUCAAUCCUGUCUCGCUAUUUUAGUCUUUAAAAAUAAAGUCAACUGACUUCAGAGUAGAACCUCGACAAGAAUGAGUAUAUCAGGUAGUACUAUAGUUUUGCAGACAUCUUAUCAUGUGGUAUCAAUUAUAAGGUGAUUAAAAAUGUUACUUCAGAUUACUUAUUGUAUCUUUUGAACUAAAUCUAAGGUCAUUUACAAUCUGUUAGUGUUGUUAAUGAACCUCUGUAUAAAAUGAUUAAGAAUUCAGUGAAUCUGGAUUUUGGAUUUGUUACCAAAAAACAAGUAGAAUUGAUUGUAGGUCUAAACUCAUCCUUUGGAUAACCAAUUGGAGAUAGUCAGGAAAUAAAUAAUAUAUACAAGACUGCUACCAAUUAUUACAAGUUUUCGAUUACUAGAUUCAAAGAUAAUCCAUUCUAUCCUACUCCACAGUUUCCCAAAAACAGUACAGGGUAUUAGGUAGUGGAUCCAAAAUUAUAGGAAACUGGAAGUAGUAAAAAUUCCAAGUUAGGAGAGGAUGUUUCUUUUUCGUUUCCUAAAGUUCGGACCUUAUAGUCUAACACGUCUCUUGAAUGCAUUUCAUAAUUAUAAAAUGGUACUUGGGCUGUUGACAUCUGUAAAACAGUCAAAAAAGAGUUGGAAGUCAUUUGUAAAUGCGAUGAAUUGAGCCCUACAACUGUUAUGGAAUCUAUUGAUUAAAUCAUAGACAAAGGAAGCCAAAUUUUUUCAUCUAACACACUUGAUGCCUUCGCAACAUUUCCAUUUUAUAAGACUAUCAUUUUUUACUUUUACAUUGGAAUCACAGGGUUAUAUCUCACUAUUGUAUAUUGGGGAAUGAGGGUAGAUACUUAAAUAUUUUCCUAAAUAAAUAUUCAAUAAGAAUAAGGUGUUAAUUAACCGGAAGUCAAAAAUACAGUCGAAAGUAAAUUAAUCAAAAGAUAAGAUUCAAAAUAUACUAAGACUGGAUAGUUGAGAGACUCAUCGAUUGAAUAUUAACAUAACCUACCGUUAUUCAAAAGAAACAUGUUUGGAACAGGGCUAUCUUAUGGGGCUAUUAUUCUAAAUAAAUUAAAACCGAUUAACUUCUCAAAAUAACAAUCAAAUAUUAAAUAAGCUACUUUAGAAACUAAACCUGAAGAAAAGUCAAACAAAGAUCUUAACAAAAUUGAUUCACUAUUUAGUCAAUCUCAAGUAUUGCAAUCUACAAGAAUUAUUAAAUAAGGAUUAUUCAAUAAAUAAGAGGAACUUGUUAAAUAGGAUGAACCUCUUAAACAGGAGGAGGAACAAUCUAAGGAUUAGAAAUUGUAAAGGUAGCUCACUAUCUAAGAUAUUGGACUUAAAAGUAUGUUAUAUAAAUAGUUAAUCACCAAUUCUAAAGCAUUCAUUGAGUUUCUCAAAUUUUUCCACUAAAUUCUGCAAAUUUUUUAUAAAGAUGAUCCUAUCAAACCAAGAAGUUUGAGAGCAUCAAUUGUGUAUGUAAGUUUUUUAGGUGGAAUGGCUUUAAUAUAUGUAUUUUAACAGCCGAAUAACGUAAGCUUUACAAUUGCUAUAUCCGUUUUAACAGCUCCUGCAAAUAAGAUUUAUUAGAUUGUUUUAGAAAAAACAUUAUCUAAUAAAUCUAAGACGGUAAGAAUGAUUGGAGUUAUAAUAAUGAUUGGUGGUGCUGCUUUUAUUUCCUACAUUAUGUUAGCUGGUUUAGUGUUGAUGAAUUAAAUAGAGUAAUCAAAUUAAAUGAGUCUAAUUUUCAUAGGGGCAUUUGCUGUAGAUAAUUUAAUUUAUAGUCCAUUAUCCUUAUUAUUUACUUAUUUCAUUCACAUGGACAUAAUAAGAAUUCCAUUUCUCUAAACGAUUUUAUAAAAAAUCUUGGAUGAAAAAACUAAGGAGUUCUUAUUUGGAUUAGCAGAUAAUAUAAGAUAAAGUUGA